Molecule: messenger RNA, 585 nt
Organism: Alternaria ventricosa
Lineage: Eukaryota; Fungi; Ascomycota; Dothideomycetes; Pleosporales; Pleosporaceae
Exons: 3
Coding region: 1-585 (194 amino acids)
Source: RefSeq, a predicted model, not a curated record
AUGGGUGUGUUGGAUGAGUAUGAGACGUCGGUGAAGUUGUCGAAGAUCUCAUUCGCUUCGAACUACUUCUACGAUGUCGGCAUGGGUUUCCCCAAACUCAGCAUGUUGGCGUUCUACUGGGCGUUCUUCAACCUUGCUGGUCACCCGGGACUGCGCAAGAUGCUCUUCGGUAUCACGGCUUUUGUCGUCGCGAGCUACCUGACUAUCCUCUUCGAUGAUACUUUCUUCUGCGGCACACCGGUGUCUGUGCAGUGGUCUCAGGAAGAGGGCGCUUGCUCCGUUUUCUACGCGCCAGAGCCGUUCAUCUUGAACUUUACUCUCAACUUGGCUUGCUACCUCGCGGUCUACGCCGUUCCUGUUGUGCUCCUGAUGAAGGGUGUGUUGAGGUCGUCGGCUGGUGUGGGUCUUACGUUCGCGCUCGGUGCGCUCACCAUUGCGUCGAGCAUUGUGCGCUUCGCCUGCCUCAAGAUUGGAACAGGACAGGAAAACCUGGUUUAUCCUCUAAGUAUGGUGGAGAUGACUCUUUCGAUCAUUGUUGUUGCGCUGCCGGGACUCAAGCCACUCGCGAGAAACAAUAAAGUCUAG